Molecule: messenger RNA, 5110 nt
Organism: Monopterus albus (swamp eel)
Lineage: Eukaryota; Metazoa; Chordata; Actinopteri; Synbranchiformes; Synbranchidae
Gene: filip1b
Product: filamin A interacting protein 1b
Exons: 8
Coding region: 827-4321 (1164 amino acids)
Source: RefSeq, a predicted model, not a curated record
CUUUGGUGAAGAUCAGAUUUAUGUAGAAAACCAGGAAAUGCAAACGGUGCCAUGACUUGUUUUUGUUGACUAUGUAAAAGGAAUGAAAACUGUGGUUGUGAGGACGUUAGAGAUAAUGUUUCAGACCCAUUCAGCCUCCCCACUUUAGGUGUAAUAUCACCACUAUAGUCUCUGAAGGUUUCUCUUCAUACAGGCUGGUAUUUCUCAUUUUCAACCAUUUUAACAAAUGUCCAAACCACAUCAGCCCUGGGCAUCCAUGACCUUCCUUAGACACUGUUGUAGCCACUGACCACUGCAGACUGGGAACACCCAACAGGACCUGCAGUCUGGGAGAUGCUCUGACCCAGUCGUUGACCAUCACAGUUUGGCCUUUGUCAAAGUGACUCAGCUCCUUCCACUUUCCGGUUUCUCCUGCUUCCAACACGUCACCUUGAGGAACUGAAUGUUCACUUGCAGCCUAAUAGACCCCCCUCACUGACAGGUGCCACUGAGACCAGACAGCGUUAAUCAAUGUUAUUCACUUGACCUGGCGGCGGCUCUAAUGUUCUGGCUGAUGGCUGAUGGCGUUAUUCAUCUUUUCAGGAAUAUAUCGUUUAAAUGUGAACUGCUCGACAGACGAAGACCACCCUGGAGCUCAGACCAAACUUGGAGAGGACGCUGAGGUAGUUUGCCUCCAGCUCUGGCUGAGAGGAAGAAAGCCUGAAGGCUGGACUUACAAGUUACAACUUCAAGUUACAGGAAAGAAGAAAAAGAUAUUUAAGAAAUAAACUCUGAUUUUGUGGGAGGACUGGAGUCGAUUUGGGACACAGAGAACAGGAGGUGAAAGAUGAGAUCCAGGAGCCGCACUAUGGAGGGUCCAGAUGAUGGACACAUCCAGCCCCCUAAAGGCUUCAUCAAGCAGGAUGAGGUGAACGCACCAGAGCCGAUGAAGAGGAAGAUGAAAGUCCAGCAGGAGGAGAAGGACGGGAGGACAGGCGUAUCGGGGACAACGAGGAAACCUCAGAAACCAGCAGAGAGAAGGAAGAUGCCAGAUCUGUCCAGGAAGGACCUGGUUCAUCUGCUGGGAAUCAUGGAAGGAGAGAUUCAGGCCAGAGAGGACAUCAUCGGCCUGCUGAAGUCAGAGAGGACCAGACCGGACACUCUGGAGGCUCAUUAUGGUUCAGCUGUCCCCAUCAAACCCCUGCAGGCCCUGCAGAGAGACGGGCUGCUCACCCAGAGCGGCAGCAGUGCUGAUGACGUCUAUGAGAAGCCCAUAGCCAAACUGGACCGUCUGGAGGACAAACAGAAGGAGACGUACAGACGGAUGUUAGAGCAGCUGCUGCUGGCUGAGAAAUGUCACCGCCGCACUGUCAUGGACCUGGACAGUGAGAAGCGGAAACAUGUUGACUUCAUGAACAAGAGUGACGACUUCACCAACCUGCUGGAGCAGGAGAGGGAGAGACUCAAAAGGCUGUUGGAGCAGGAAAAGGCCUACCAGGCUCGUAAGGACAAGGACCACAGCAGGAGACUGGAGAAGGUCAGAGCAGAACUGGUGAAGCUCAAGUCUUUUGCCCUAAUGUUGGUGGACGAGCGGCAGCUGCACAUUGAGCAGAUUGACCAGCUGAGCCCGAAGGUUCAGGACCUCACUCAGAAGCUGCAGGAAAAAGAGCAUCGAUUGGUGGCUGUCACCGACGCUGCCAAGGAGGACGGCCAGAAGGUCCUCAAGUUGGAGGCCGAGCUGGAGCACAGAGCAGUCAAGUUUGCACAGGAGCAUGAGGAGAUGGCCAACAAGCUGGCUAAACAAGAGUCUGAAAGCCGGCAGCUCAGGCUGAAGCUGGCAGGACUGGCAAACAAGAUUGAGGAGCUGGAGGAGAGCAAUAAAGUGCUGCAGAAAUCAGAGGAGGACCUGCAGGAGCUCAGGGAGAAGAUCAGCAAAGGAGAGUGCGGGAACUCGUCUCUCAUGGCCGAGCUUGAGAAACUGCGGAAGAAAGUGCUGGAGAUGGAGGGAAAGGAUGAGGAAAUAACCAAAACAGAAACUCAGUGUCGGGAGCUGAGGAAGAAGCUGCUGGAUGAGGAGAACCAUGGCAAGGAGCUCAGGUUGCAGGUGGAAAAACUGCAGAAGAGGAUGGCUGAACUGGAAAAGCUGGAGGGGGUUUUCAGCAAGAGCAAAACAGAGUGCUCUCAGCUUCAUACCAACCUGGAAAAGGAGAGACAUGUCGUGAAAGAUCUGGCUUGUGAGCUGGAGACACUGAAAACCCGGCUGAAGGAACUAGAGUCAUCAGAGUCAAAAUCUGAAAGGGCAGAAAUGAUUCUCAAAGACGACCUCAUGAAGUUGAAGUCCUUUACAGUCAUGCUGGUAGAUGAAAGAAAAAACACGGCAGAGAGACUUAAACAGGAAGAGCAAAAGAGUGAUGAUUUAAGUAAGAUGUUCAAAGCAGAGCAAGGGAAGGUUACAGAGGUUACAGAGAAGCUGAUUGAGGAGAGCAAAAAACUUCUCAAAUUCAAGUCAGAGAUGGAGUUUAAAGUGGCAACUCUCACUAAAGAGAAAGAGGAGCUAAGAACUAAACUUGCAAGUGAAGAGGAAAAGUGUAGGAAACUCAAUAACAAGGUAAGUGGGAUGAAAAUCAGAAUGGACGGACUAGAGGAGACAGAGAGAGAGAUGCAGAGAAAGUGGGCCAACGAGGACAGUAACAGAAAUCCAGAUGAAGACAAUAAAAUAAAAGAGCUUACGCUAGAAAUUGAAAGACUUAAGAGCAGGCUCAAACAACUGGAGGUGGUGGAGGGAGAUUUAAUGAAAACAGAGGAUGAGUAUGACCUGCUGGAGAAGAAAUUUAGGACAGAGCAGGACAAAGCAAAUGCCCUUUCUAAGCUCCUGGAAGAGAUGAAAAGUCAGAUCGCCAGAAACAAAGCAAUAGAGAGAGGUGAGGUCACAAACCCCGAGACCGAGUUACGAAUCCGCUGCAGGAUGGAGGAGGCUAAAACCAGAGAGCUGCAGGCUGAUGUCCAAGCCCUGAAGGAGAAAAUCCAUGAACUGAUGAACAAGGAGGACCAGCUCUCCCAGCUGCAGGUGGAUUAUUCUGUCCUCCAGCAGAGAUUCAUGGAGGAGGAAGAGAAGAAGAACAGCAUGAGUCAAGAAGUGGACAAUCUUACUAAGGAACUGGAAGCCACCAAGUGCUACAGUCGGGCUUUGAGGCCUAGUAUGAAUGGUAGAAGGAUGGUCGACGUCCCGGUUACCUCCACAGCAGUGCAAACAGAUGUGAUAGUCAGCGAACCUGGUGAGGACGAGACGGCAGCAGGCUUCAUCCGACAAUCAGUUCUUGAAGAACACCACUUAAUGAGCAAUCUAAGACAACAGGGUCUUAAGAAGGCAGCGGUUCUUGAACGAUACCCUCCAGCAUCCACAGACCUUGGGGUGAGAAAAUCCUGGAUACCCUGGAUGAAAAAGAAAGAGGCCAUCACACUCAUGCAAACCCCUCCUGACAAGACCUAUGGGGCUUCCUUGCACCAUCCACCUGAAAUGACCAUGUCCCAGAAGCCAUGUCAGCCACUACACAUCCGAGUGACCCCGGAUCAUGAGAACAGCACCGCCACCUUGGAGAUCACCAGCCCUCAAGCUGAGGAUUUCUUCUCCAGCACCACCAUCAUCCCCACUCUUGGUUUCCAGAAACCACGAAUCACAAUAGUCCCUAAGCCCACAACUGUGAUGUCAAAGAGCAAAGCCUGUGACAUGAGGGGAGGACUUGAUCGAGCCAAGUCUCCAGUCACAAUAACCACUAUCUCCAGGGCCAAGAGUGUGGAGAAGGCCAAUGGCAACGGCUCUGGUAGCCGUCAGUCUCCCGUGUCCAUCAUCACAGUCAGCACGACUCCUGUGGCUGAAGCAUGUGCUUCAUCUGAGCCUCAUGAAAUGACUGCGAGUCGCACUGUGAUCAAGGUGACCCCAGAGAUGCAGCCUGGGUCCGCACCUGUCCGGAAAUACAACAGUAAUAGCAACAUCAUCACAACAGAGGACAACAAGAUCCAUAUCCACCUGGGUCCACAGUAUAAAAGGCCUGCUGAGAGAUGCAGCAGCCCAGUGGUGACGCUCCGAGCUCAUGCUUUGAGCUCAGAAAGCAGAGAAGCAUUGACAGGAACAGUACUCCGCUCCCCACGCCAGCCCUCAGUGGGGAAGACCACUCCAAGCAAAAUGACAAGCAGCAUAACAAUCACGCCCAUCACCUCUGCAGCCUCCAAGCCCACACAGUCUCUGCCCGGCUCGGAUGUGCUGUCAGCUCGGAGCGCGGCCACGCGGAUCCCUGUGUCAAAAGGUUCACUGAUGGACUUCACCUCAAACAGCCGCCGUUGAGCUGUGAAGUGAUGAGAAGAGGUGUCUGCCAGGAGACGCUCUGCUUUCAGAAGACUCCUGGUUAAAGCUCUUGGAUGAACAGUGAAAUGCCAUUUCACUCUAGGUUACAUGCAACAGCUAACAGAUACAAGCCACAUGACAGGUUCACGCUACCUGUCAGUGAAAUUGUGGCCUUACAGCAAAGCCAUCAUUUCUGUGUUUCACUUUCUCUGUGUUUUUUAAAAUAAAAAAUAUAUCAUUUUUAUAGAUAGGUCUGCACAUUACAUUGCCAUGGAUGUGUUCAAAUGUGCCUUUGAGCUUGUGUUUUGCUUAAAUUUGGUCCUAAACAGUUAGUUUGACAGUGAAACUGGUUUGAAGCGGAAGCUGGUGAUUUCCUUAGGUUUAAUAAAAGUUGCAAUAUCAUGUAUUUGGUGGCAGGCUAAUCAAUUUGGUAAAGUGCUUUGCGUUGAUCAAAACAGUUGCUCUCACUUGUACUACUGUUUUUUUUUCACAUUAAUAUUAAUUUUAACUCUGCAUCAUAAACAUCCAUGUGAUCACAGGGUUGGUGGUUCGAUUCCCGUUCUUCCCGGUCCACAUGUCCAAGUGUCCUUGGGCCCGUGCAGGACCACUCUGCUGCCACUGGUGUGUGAGUGGGUGAAUCUGUAAAGCGCUUUGUCCAGGUAUGGUAGAAAAGCGCUACAUAAGUGCAGUCCAUCUAUCAUUUAUUUAAAUCACACAGAAAUGAUGAUGCAUACGUGACCUUUUCUGAAUAAACAAUGACCAUAUGUACUCUGAUCUGUCCACUUGUGG